This is a messenger RNA of Spodoptera littoralis (African cotton leafworm), 1538 nucleotides long. The record is from the annotation of a GenBank genome assembly. NCBI's taxonomy places the organism in Eukaryota, Metazoa, Arthropoda, Insecta, Lepidoptera, Noctuidae.
AAAAAAAAAUUAACCUCAAAAUUUUUCUUUGUCCACAGAUUCAAAAGACAUCACGGAUGACAUAACGAGCAAAAUGUCAAUGUCAACGAGGUAGCCAUUACGAAUCCAAGAUGGCGGCACACGACAAAGAUUGGGUCGAUUACUUCGGAGAUUUCAACGACACGAGACAAAUAGUUGACAGUGACAGUACAGAUUUAGAUAUUUCAAAGCUUAAUUAUUAUGAUAAUCAAACUGGUUAUCCUGGUUAUUCGAACUUUAGCUCAGAUGAUUUCUGCCUGUCAAACCAUUCACAUUUCUACUUAAAUGUCACUUGCGAAUUUCCGAUUAAUUAUGCCGAACCUAUGUAUGGGUACAUUGCACCGUUCCUUCUAGCAACAACGACUGUAGCGAACACACUAAUCGUCGUGGUAUUAUCGAGACGACACAUGAGAACUCCAACGAAUGUAGUACUAAUGGCUAUGGCUCUCUGCGAUAUGUUCACCAUGCUGUUCCCAGCACCAUGGCUCUUCUAUAUGUACACUUUUGGAAACCAUUAUAAGCCCCUGAGUCCGGUGAGAGCGUGUCAAGCAUGGAAUUAUAUGAACGAGGUGAUACCGGCAAUGUUCCACACGGCGAGUAUCUGGCUAACCCUGGCUCUGGCAGUGCAGCGCUACAUCUACGUUUGUCAUGCACCAGUCGCUCGAACAUGGUGUACAAUGCCCCGUGUGAUGAAGUGUUUGGUGUAUAUUGGCGUGGCCGCCUUUCUUCACCAGCUGCCCAGGUUCUUCGACCGUCGGUACGUGCCACAGAUCACAGUCUGGCGAGGACAUUUUGAAGAAGUUUGCAGAAUCGAAAUGGCUCCGUGGGUGCAAGCAAUAUCUCUGGACGCCUACUUCAUAACAUACUACGGUUUCCGAGUCCUCUUCGUGCACCUCAUACCUUGCACCUCUCUGGUGGUCCUCAACGUCCUCCUCUUCAGAGCUAUGAGAACUGCCCAGAUCAACAGACAGAGACUCUUUAAGGAAAAUAGAAAAUCCGAGUGCAGAAAACUUAGAGACUCCAAUUGCACAACUCUGAUGCUUAUUGUCGUUGUUACCGUCUUCCUUUUAGUCGAAAUUCCCGUGGCAGUCGUCACUAUUCUGCACAUAAUUUCAAGCACUAUAGUCGAAAUUUUAGAUUACUAUAUAGCGAACAUUUUGAUUCUUAUAACCAAUUUCUUUAUCUUGGUCUCUUAUCCUAUUAAUUUUGCUAUUUACUGUGGUAUGUCUAGGCAGUUUAGGGAGACGUUUAAAGAACUGUUCAUUCGAGGAGCUGUGACUAGCCGUAAGAAUGGCGGCUCUAGUAGAUACUCCCUGGUCAACGGUCCCAGGACAUGCACAAAUGAAACCGUGCUGUAAAUCACGGCAUUCUUGUAAAUAUUCUUAUGAUAGAGUAAGGUUUUCGAUUACUUUUAACUGUCUAUGUAUCUAGUACUAGGGACAUAUCAAUGCACAAUUUAUUUUCUGAACGUAAAAUAUUUCGAAGAAUUUACCUUCUUAUGGUAAUGGUACCUAAAGGUG